AUGACCUCAUGCACAGGAGCGCGUCCGAAGCCUACUGCACGAUCGCUAGGAUCACAGAGUACUCCUUAUAGAGAUUCCACGGCGCGCACAAGGAAAGCCGAACGACCAUCUGUAGGCCAUGCGACCGGCUCUUUGACUCGUUUGCCGCUUUUGGGGACCAAUAACACCAACCAGAUUGGUCUAACCACGUCGAACGCAUCGCAGCCGUCAGCUUGGGACGGAAGAAGCUCAAUACCUAGACGAAGACUCCAACAAUGUUCUCCUUCGUCUUCCACCGUCCAAGCCAAUCUUAGCGAGAGUGGGCCAGCCUGCCCUUGGCCGCGUAGAUCAGCAGCUGUGCAGAAAAUCCAGCCAAAGAAUGGUCAGCAACAUCUAAGCCUAGAAGACGAGACGCGAAAGCUGUUGGAAUGGGCAAGCACCUUCCCACGCGAGUCAGCAAUGAUUGAAGGGAGCCCGGAGGACUUGCCAGAUUCACGGACAGGAGAAUAUCCAGUGAGUUUGGGAAACGGAGAGCAACAACAACGGCUGGCAGAGAGAUUUUACUGGCCUUCGGCUGACCGGCCUUUAGUCAUGGACGAGGUCGUGCCCUGGACAAGAUCUGAGGCCCCUAUCAUCCAGAUCGGUAUGGAAACGGAGUUUAAAAUCAACAUCCGUGACCAAAACAAGUUCCAGCCCUACAUUGGAGACUUUGCAAAGGACCUCGCAUAUAAGUAUAACCGAAGGGUGCCCAACAAGUAUCCUCGAAUGCAUCCGUACAUACAACCUUAUCUGGAACAGACUAAAUACGAUAGCUGGUACCUGGUUGAGGAUUCUUCCAUUCUAGAUAGUCAAGUUUCACCCUUCGGAAUCGAGUUAGUCUCACCAAUGUUCUCGGCUUUUCCUGGCUCAACGUGGCGAGAAGGUGUUGAGGCAAUGUGGACUUAUCUGCACAAAUAUUACCUUAUUCACGGCAACGCUUGCUGUGCAACGCACGUACACAUAUCGCUGAAGCCUAUUUAUUCAUUGCAAGAAAUUAAACGAAUUGCCCAAGCUGCCAUUCAUUUUGAGCCAGCGUUCGAGGUCUUAGUGCCCCCUGAACGCCGCUGGAAUUGGUAUGCCAGGAGUAAUUGGAUAGACAAUUGCGGUCUAGCAUUGCGUGACAAAUCACGACCUGAAUCUAUUCAAUUGGUUGAAGAAACAUCGAGUAUGAGCGGAUUAAUGCUACUACUACACCCCUUUUACGAACGAAACUAUUGUUGGAAUUUCGCCAGCCUUGUGACCAAGGGAACGAUUGAAUUCCGCAAACCUCCAGUCAGCACGUCUGCAGAUGAGGCUCUCUGCUGGGCCGAACUCGUCAUGUCUUUCAUUCAAACAUCCAUCCAGUGCGAAUCGAUGGAGAAGCUGCAGAUGGUCCCUCCUAACGUCGGUGGCCUUCGUUGGUUUGUGUCGCAGUUCAAUGUACCCGGAAAAAAUGAGCCAGCGCGCUUAGAAAGGCUAUGGCAAGGCAAGCACCCCAAAGCGAUGUUGCAACCCGUACCUGCGGGACAGAUCUAUCCAGGAGUACCGCUCACACCUCGAGAAAAAUGGCAUCUAGCGCGUUUGGCACGAGCAGACCGACAAAGGAUUGAGAGGCUGGCAAAGAACGCUCGAGAGCCGUACUGGUGA
This is a messenger RNA of Endocarpon pusillum Z07020, 1644 nucleotides long. RefSeq lists its product as uncharacterized. Bases 1 to 1644 code for a protein of 547 amino acids. Lineage: Eukaryota; Fungi; Ascomycota; Eurotiomycetes; Verrucariales; Verrucariaceae. The transcript is spliced from 2 exons. The record is from RefSeq and is a predicted model, not a curated record.